Molecule: messenger RNA, 926 nt
Organism: Oncorhynchus keta (chum salmon)
Lineage: Eukaryota; Metazoa; Chordata; Actinopteri; Salmoniformes; Salmonidae
Gene: capsla
Product: calcyphosine-like a
Exons: 5
Coding region: 123-704 (193 amino acids)
Molecular function (GO): calcium ion binding
Source: RefSeq, a predicted model, not a curated record
GGUCUGAAGUGUACGGUAAAGAGAGGAGGAGGAGGAGGCGUGCGUUAUUCAUACCAACAUUACAUUACGCACGGGCACACUAGAGUGGAACAGGUGACGAGAACACCAGUAACACAGAAGACAUGGCCUCAGACACCAAGGCCACAGACCCACUGGAGGUACUGAGACAGCAAUGUCUGGCCAGGGGAGUGGCUGGCAUCAAGGGACUGGCAAGGACGUUCCGCAUCAUGGACGACGAUGGCAGUAAGUCUCUGGACCUGCAGGAGUUUAUUAAAGGACUGGAGGACUAUGGUGUGGUGGUGAGCAGAGAGGAGGCCCGGCAGAUCUUCACACUGUGUGACAAGGACGGCAGUGGCAGCAUCAACUUCAUCGAGUUUCUGGAGAAUCUGAGGCCUCCCAUGUCCAGUGCCAGGAUCUCUGUGAUCGGCCAGGCCUUUAAGAAGUUAGACCGGACAGGGGACGGGGUGGUGACUGUGGAGGACCUGAGGGGGGUCUACAACUGCUCACAACACCCCAAAUAUAAGAGUGGGGAGUGGACAGAGGAACAGGUCUUCCUAACUUUCCUCAGCAGCUUUGAUUCCCCCAACGACAAAGACGGCAAGGUAACUCAGGAGGAGUUCAUGAACUACUACAGUGGAGUGAGUGCCUCUAUUGACAGCGACGGAUACUUUGUUACUAUGAUGCAGAAUGCCUGGAAGCUGUAGGCACCGCUGGCUAUCUACAUUUACGUGUAACCCUACUAAUAUAUUUGGCUAAUCAUAAAAAGGCACCUUUGCAUUCAUUUAGAAUUUAUGUAUGUGUACAUGUGAGAAAAUAGACAAAAUGCUAGUUUAUAGUUUUUCAAUGGAACAGAAUAGCUUUAAAUGCACAGAUACAACCGAUUUCUACUGAAUGAUUUAUAUAUAUUACAAAUAUUAAUCACGUUC